This is a messenger RNA of Sander lucioperca (pikeperch), 1190 nucleotides long. RefSeq names its product B-cell translocation gene 3 (gene btg3). Lineage: Eukaryota; Metazoa; Chordata; Actinopteri; Perciformes; Percidae. Gene Ontology annotation, biological process: negative regulation of mitotic cell cycle; negative regulation of cell population proliferation. Gene Ontology annotation, cellular component: cytoplasm; nucleus. The transcript is spliced from 5 exons. The record is from RefSeq and is a predicted model, not a curated record. The coding region runs from base 156 to 842 and encodes 228 amino acids.
CGGGAGUUGUAUUUAUGUAAAAGGCGGGGUUACUAACAGACCUCAAGGAUUCUUGUGUUGACCAACUUCCCAUUCUUUUUUUUUUUUUUUACCCACAUGCUGGAGGAGAGCACACGGAACGAGGCUGUAAGAACAUUAUAAAACAUAUGUGAAAUAUGAGGAGAGAAAUUGCAGCUGUGGUAUUCCUCCUGAAGAGGCUUUUGAAAACGGGGGAGAAGUUGGAAUCGCACAAGAUCGAUCUGUUUGUUGAGAGGUUGGCUGUUGCACUGCAGGAGAAGUUCAAGGGGCACUGGUACCCUGAAAACCCCAUCAAAGGAGAAGCAUACAGGUGCAUCCGAGUGAACAGGUCCCAAAGGCAGGAUCCUGAGCUCCUUCGGGCCUGCCGAGAGAGCGGGAUUCAGUACAGUGAACUGGAACUGCCCCCUGAACUCACAUUGUGGGUGGACCCUGGGUCGGUCUGUUGCAGGGUCGGAGAGCAAAAUCCUUGCUUCUCAGUGGCCAGCUUCUCUAACGCAGAAGAGGAGGACAAGGAUGUUGCAAAAGUGACUAGUGCUUUGGAGAGGGUGACAUCAGACUACCACUCGGGUUCUUCCUCUGAUGAGGAGAGCACGCGCACUUCCCCCUUCACUAUCCCCAAAAGCCACUGUGCUUACCAGGCUACGUGGCAUCCUAAGAAGAUGGUACCAGGGAAAGGUUACAUCCAUCCACGGCCUCACUACAGCUUCAGGCCUCGCAGCAGAGCGGCACACACUUUAAGGCCUAAUCUGUGGGUCGCUCCUGGCUAUGGGAGAGGGCGUGGGUACUGGGACACAACACAAGAUGUGGCACAUUGUUACAUUUAGGAAUCAUGGUGCUUAUUGUUCAUUAAACCUGAAGACAACUUUAAAAUGACUGAAUAAUGUUGUUUUUUAAACAUGAAUUUUUUUAUAGAUUAGUUAUUCUUGUUUUUGACAAAAAACUCUUUUUUGCACUUUAGACUAUUUGUUAUACUUAUAAAUCACUUGUAUUAAAUUAGAUAUUGAAAUUGCAAUACACAUUUUGAAGUACUGUAUUUUUACAAUGGGAGACGUUCAUGUAUGCCACCUACUUUGUCCUUUGUGAUAAAAUGUUUUAUUUAUUCAUAGUGCAGAAUUGUCCGAUGUAUAGACUCAAAAUUAUGGAGUUUUAUUAAACACAAUUUUCAAGCACCA